Messenger RNA from Sugiyamaella lignohabitans, 3246 nucleotides. RefSeq names its product histone-binding protein SET3 (gene SET3). Bases 1 to 3246 code for a protein of 1081 amino acids. The record is from RefSeq and is a predicted model, not a curated record. NCBI's taxonomy places the organism in Eukaryota, Fungi, Ascomycota, Dipodascomycetes, Dipodascales, Trichomonascaceae. The transcript has a single exon. Gene Ontology annotation, molecular function: protein binding.
AUGAAUGAGCCACAACAGCCACAGUUGCCACAGGCAUCAGGACUGUCGCUAGAUGGUGUUGCUGCGUUGGCCGCUGCCGCUGCUGCCAUGGAUAGGCUGGCUACUGAUAGUAACGUUGGAAAUGUGAGCCCUAGUGCCACUGAUAACAGUUCAGUAUCUUCGUCAAAUGGUCUACUUACGCCUUCUGGUGGUCCAGAGUCUGUGGCAAAAGUUAGUAAUAUGGAGACUAAUCCAUCUCUAUCGACGUCAACAACAACACCAUUGUCAUCUAAUCAAUCAGAUAUUCCCCUAUCAUCUGCUACUAGUAUAACUUCGUUACAAGACCAUGAUAGGCUGUCAUCACCACAGCUAUUAGCUAAGCCGGCAACCUUUUCUCGGGAUGUCACUACUAUUAAGCAAGACGGAUUUUCUUCAGAAUCCUCUAUACAACAACCUGCUCUAUAUAAAACACAUCAGUCGGAUGGUACGGUGCCUGACCGUGUACCUGAACAGGCGUCCACUACACAAGAACCGCUACCGACAGCAAUCGUUCCAGCAUCACUACCAACACCUGUUUCAGCACCUCUAUCAGAGCCAGCAUCAAAAUCGACAGCUGGACCAGCUCUGGCUCCGACACUUGAAUCUUUACCAGCAAGUUCAAUCACAGCUGCAACUGUAGUCACGCCAAUACCAGACACCGUCAUUUCAUCAGUGCCGAGUAAAGUGGAAAAGGAGCUGGAACCAAAGCUAAAACAAGAGCCAAAGCUUGUGGCAGAGCCUCCAGUUGAAUACCCUAUCGAUGCAGGUAUUAUUCGUUGUAUCUGUGGAUUCGAUGAUGACGAUGGAUUCACUAUUCAAUGUGAGAAAUGUAAUGCUUGGCAACAUGCGCAAUGUGUCGAUAUUGCUGAUGAGGCCCAAGUGCCCGAUAUUUAUUACUGCGACCAGUGUAGCGAUCGCACAGUUGACGUUCAACUGGCUAUUGAAAGACAAACAAAACGGAUUCAAGAGUCGGUUGCCAGCGCUAAAAAGAAGAAGCAGAGAUCAAGGAGUAGGAAAGAGAAUCGAACCGAUGGGUCUCCUGAUACUAAGACUAAGACUGGGGGUGCAAAUAGCCCUAAAGUUGGUGACGAUGCUUCAAAUGCUCCUUCUUCAAAUGUAAAUUCAGCUCCAUCGGAAAAUACACCUGCAGAGGGGACAGCAAAUACCCCCGGCCCUGCUACAGUUACAUUUGCUCCCAACCUUGUGACGACCCCUAAUAAUGACCAUGAUGAUAGUAAUGAACAAACUGCCUCCAGUACUGAUAAUACUAAGCGUGGUAGACGCAAGAGGCAGUCCUCUCAAGAGAGUCUAAACAAGAUGAAUGAAGAAGCAGCAAGUAUUUCAGUUAAUAACAGCACCAGUGGUCACAACACCCCUAUUCCUCGCUCACCGGUUGUGGAGUCUGACACGGAACAGGAUGAUAACAAGUUCUAUUUAGAGCAGAAUUUCAAGUGCCAAUUUGUUGCAGUGACUGAAAAUCGCAUUGUCUCGGAAAGUGUGCGAAAGUACAUUGAGUCGAUUCCUUCGCUUUCUCAUCUAGACGAAGAUUCAUGUUCUUUUCUUACCGGCCAAGAGUUUGCUCAUAUAAAACCUGCGAAAGUGAGCGUGCGACCCACUUCUGACCAGUCCAAGCAAAAGUUCAUGGGAUUUUCUAAGUUUGGUCUAUUUUUGGAGUCUGGCAUUCAAAGACAUCGGUUUGUUAUCGAACAUUUUGGUGAGAUCAUGUUUCAACGAGAUUACAAAUCCAACCCUGUGAACCAGUACCGACUCUUUGGCUGUCCUAAACCAGGUGUGCUUUUUGUGCCAAGUUUGGAUAUUGCUAUAGAUAGUAGGAGAAUAGGUUCUGAAGCAGGAUUCAUUCGGAAUAGUUGUAAACCGAAUAUCAAGUUUAGCACCAUUGUUGUUGAGGGAAACACUAGUCAUGUGCACUUUGCCGCGUUUGCCCUUGAACCUAUCAAGGCAGGGACUGAGUUAACUGUAGGCUGGGAUUGGGACCCCAAACACCCUGUUCACAAAAUUUCUGGUGAUGACAGUGACUCGUUGUCUAUUGAAGAACGGCAGUUUCUCGUGAGAUCCAGUAAAAUGAUUCAACAGCGGGGUAUCGAGUGUGCGUGUAAGAGUGGUGCUGACUGCGUAUUAACCAAAAUGAAAAAGGCUGGUCUAGGUGGUCCUCGUAGUACUAGACUUGGUAAGAAGUCUCUGGAGCAAAAACAGUUACAACUUCAGAAGCAGCAACUCCAACAGAAGCAACUUUACGGCUUGAGUGACAGUAGUAUCGAUGCUUUAGGCUCUAGUUCUCCCUUGAGGUCUCCCAGUACUCCUGCUACUCCACUGUAUUCUGCAAGAGAAGAAAGAAAGAUUCAAGGGGCCAUGUCUCUUAUCGAGAAAAUGGAGCAACGGGAGUCUGCAAAGCGCAAGCGAACUUCUGCAUCUGGGGAUGAUGGUACUGGUGCUAGCAACAAGAUAGAGUCAGCUCCUGUUUCAGGAGAUGAAGGAGGGACGGUUAAUGAUGAUGAAGCAAAUUCCAGUAUCUUAUCUAACAGUACCGCUGAAAUGAAUAACAGGUCGUCGUCUCCAAUAUCUCCAAUCGAGAGAAGUGUUCCGCCUGGUACUUCGCAAAUCUCUGAGCCUGCUAGCAAAAAGCAUAAGCUGGAUGAACCUGUUCAGCCUCUGGUAGUCACGCCGAGACAAAAGAAGUUGGCUAGGUACCUUCUUGCGAAACAGGAGUAUAUUUCUCAGCAAAGGACAAGGCCAAGACAAUAUUCGCCAGUGUCUCCUUCUUCCUUAUCGCGAUUCAGUGGUAGCCCCCCAUCACCCUCGAGAGGCAAAUUUGUCGGUUCUUUGCCUCAUCUUGCAAUCACUAAUAAUAUUGGUGCUCCUGGUGUUCUGUCUGUAGAGCAGACACCCAGCCCUCUAACUCCAAGGACCUUUGUCAAUGGUUUCCAUCCGGCACCCCCAGUUUCUACUGGAACUCAACCAAUGAACGGCCCAAUACCGGCCGCAUCAUCUAACGGUAAUGGAGCGGUUUCGACAAGUACUGGUCUUGGUAUAGGUGUAGAUGCUCCACCCCAAAAGCCAACCGUCAAGAAGAAGCUUUCUUUUGCAGAUUACAGAAAGAAACAAAAGCCUCCCUCGACUGGCACAAACUUAUCGUCUACCAUCAGCUCUGCUACAACGCCAUCCGUCACCUCUUCUGCCUCUUCUGGCCCUAUAACGGACCAGAAAUAA